Molecule: messenger RNA, 1884 nt
Organism: Esox lucius (northern pike)
Lineage: Eukaryota; Metazoa; Chordata; Actinopteri; Esociformes; Esocidae
Product: FILIA-N KH-like domain-containing protein
Exons: 5
Coding region: 212-1066 (284 amino acids)
Source: RefSeq, a predicted model, not a curated record
GACGCUACUUUCAGAAGCCUACGCUUAAACUGCAAGGCGCAGGUUUAGCUGAUUGUGUUCUGUGGGAGCGCCGAGGAGAUGGUCUUGAACGAGCCCAGGACUACAAUCUAAAGAACUGACAUUUACAAAAACUACAUUUUGCAUUUACACAUAUAAGACAAUAACGACGGCAGAAACAUUUCUCACGUGAACCUUAAAUAAUUGUACCGCAAUGGAGCUCGAUGCGUGCGUCAUUAUCCCUUCACUCUUCAUUACCAUUCUUGCUAUUGUAUUGGCAGCCAAAUUCAUCCCCAAAAAUCAGCCACAGGAGAAGAAGAAGAAGGAUGAAGUUGGCCAUGGGGAAGAUAUUCCUCCCAAGAGGGAAUUGGCAUCAGCAAUACCUGUAGUGGACGUACCUAAAGCAGAGCCGGAGGUGGAGGUACCACCAUCAAUAGUGCCCGAAGUUAUCCCAAAACGAUCAGUUGCUCCAGUGAUUGAAGAGAUUAACGUUUUAGAAGAAGAGACGUUACGAGAGGACGAUAUUUUCCCGAAGCAAGACUUUAUCCCCACGGUUCAGGCGCUGCCAGAGUUUGUGCCAGAAUCAGAGCUUGAGCCAGAACCUAGUCCAGUUAUUGUUCAGGAACCCAUCACCAAAUCUCAACCUGUCGUGGAGGAGAUCCCUGUCAGACAUCCCACCCCCGAGGCGGAGAGGGAGCCCACCCCCGAGGCGGAGAGGGAGCCCACCCCCGAGGCGGAGAGGGAGCCCACCCCCGAGGCGGAGAGGGAGCCCACCCCCGAGGCGGAGAGGGAGCCCACCCCCGAGGCGGAGAGGGAGCCCACCCCCGAGGCGGAGAGGGAGCCCACCCCCGAGGCGGAGAGGGAGCCCACCCCCGAGGCGGAGUGGGAGCCCACCCCAGAGACUAUCUUCGUGCCAGAGCUCAAGACUGUUGAGAGCAAUGACGUUGCAUCAGCAGAGGAGGUGCACUUUACCCCAGGAAUUAAAAUUAGCAAACUGGAGAAGCUGGUGACCAAGGAGGAGAUGGAGGAGCAGAGGAUAGAGCUCACCCCUGACUUUACUUCUCUAUAAGCAACAUCGAACGUGAAAGUUGGAUUAUGGAUAAGUGCAGCUGAGUAAGAGAAGAAAAACAGCAACUUUAACCCUGCACAUUUGUUGUCUUUAUUUUCUGAAAAAGGAUCAAGACAAACCUCUGCCGAUAAGAGCGAUUUGGACUGUUGUUUUUCUGACAAUGUUGCUGUUAAUUUGGAAAAUAAAUAUUGCUUUUGGUCUUCUUUCCUUUCCUUCCCACUUUAAAAGGAUGGGUAUUAUUGCUUAACUCUACCUGUGAAUGGCAAGCUGUAUUACAACAAACACACACGUGCCUAUGUACAUCUUUACUCUUCCCUCUGCUUCCAUCUACUGUCUUACUAGGUUCAUCUUUGAUUAGAGCAGGAGUUUUCAAAACUGAGAUAGUUUGAAGAGAAUAUAUCCAUGCUUAUUACAGUCUUAUGUGUUCAAAAAAGGUUCAGAGAUACAAAGUUUCGUGAGGUAAUGAAGGGAAAGCAAUGAACAUUACAAUACCAAUACAGCUAGUGUUUAAAAAAGGCUAUUGUUGGUGGGGAUUGGGGACAGUUUGUUUCUUUGUUUUAGAUUAAGAAACUGUUAUUUAAAGCCAUGUAAUGACUUUAAAGUAUUGGUCUUGGUGGAAGCUGUCGAUUCUGAGCCUGUCCCAUGACAGUGAAUAGGCUUAUUUUCCUAUGGGACUGGAACCUGGCAAAAUUGUCAUUUGUAUGUCUGUAAGAUGAACUAGGACGAUUUUUGUAGAGAGUUAAAUGUUUUGUUUGAACAUGAAGUUUAAGGGGGCUUUUGUAAACUAUUAUUAAAAGACAGUUUGUUUAAAACCAUCA